AUGGUUGUGGUCGGGCUGAUGGGCAAUGGAUUCAUCACCCUGGCCAACGGCUGUGCCUGGGUGGGGAACAAAGCACUGCCACCAUGCGACGUGAUCGUGAUGGCACUGAGCGCGUCCCGACUUGUUUUUCUUGCGCUGAUUCAAGCCGUCCAUUGCGUCUUCUUUAUUGAUUUGAAGCUACGCUACCUGCCGACUGCCCUUAUUUUUAUCUGGGCAUUUUUAAAUGCUUUCACUACAUGGAUGGCUACAUGCCUUGCGGUCUUUUACUGUAUGAAAAUCGUCAACUUCACCAAGCCAUUCCUUGAGAAGAUCAAGCUCAGCAUUUCAAGCAUGGUUCCCCACAUGCUUCUAGGAUCUUUCUUGGCUUCCUUGGUUGCCUCUCUUUCUUUUAUCUGCAUGCGAUUUUUUCCCCAACAUUGCAACAGAACAAUGAUUCUUCUCAGUGGCAGCAAUCAGACGUGUUCAGUUUGGACUCCUUGGACUUCUUAUUCAUACAUCAUAGGGACAUCCCCAGCUUUUAUCAUAUUUUUAAUUUGUUCAGUCUUCCUGAUUAACUCUCUUUUGCACCAUGUUAAGAAGCUGAAACAAAACAAAGAUGGUUUUAGAGAUCAGAGGAUGGACGUCCAUGUGAGAGCUGUUAAGACCUUCAUCUCAUUCCUCAUCCUCUACAGUGCAACCUUUUCAUCCAUGGUCUCAAUGACAUUGCUUUAUAGUGAACUGGCAGUUGCUUUGUCCAAAAUUGCUGUCAUUGCAUUUCAUUCGGGGCAUUCCGUUGUUUUAGUUCUCACAAAUACGAGACUGAAGCAAGCCCUAGGGAAGGCUUUGUGUGGUGCCAUGGGUCACAGCGGAAGAGAAACUGCAUCAUCUUCCUGUCCUAAGACCUCCAUAGAAAGUUGUCCUUCUUAG
Messenger RNA from Varanus komodoensis (Komodo dragon), 906 nucleotides. RefSeq names its product taste receptor type 2 member 9-like. The record is from RefSeq and is a predicted model, not a curated record. Bases 1 to 906 code for a protein of 301 amino acids. Gene Ontology annotation, biological process: detection of chemical stimulus involved in sensory perception of bitter taste; sensory perception of taste; G protein-coupled receptor signaling pathway. Gene Ontology annotation, molecular function: bitter taste receptor activity; G protein-coupled receptor activity. The transcript has a single exon. Gene Ontology annotation, cellular component: membrane. Lineage: Eukaryota; Metazoa; Chordata; Lepidosauria; Squamata; Varanidae.